This is a messenger RNA of Cyprinus carpio (common carp), 3833 nucleotides long. RefSeq names its product phosphoinositide-3-kinase regulatory subunit 6a. The record is from RefSeq and is a predicted model, not a curated record. NCBI's taxonomy places the organism in Eukaryota, Metazoa, Chordata, Actinopteri, Cypriniformes, Cyprinidae.
CAAAUGAUUUGCACUUCUUUGAUACAUUCUUUGUUUUAUGCUUUUAUUUUUAUCCCACUAUACAUGUUUACAAAUUUAGGACCUUCCAUAAGAAGGUUUUAUAGCAUCAAAAACAUGUUAAAAAUAAAAAAAAGCAUAAAGGAUAUGUAUUUUAAUUACUGUCUAUGUGAUUGAUAUGUGUAGAACAGCACUAUUGUUACACAAAAGCUUUAAGAUUUGAAAGGUUGUGUUGUGCAUUAAGCUGGUGUCAAGAGUCAAAGUCUUUCUUUAACACAAUAAUUAGUGGUGCCAAUAUUGUAAUGUUGCUUGCAUCAAUCUCUGUACAUUCUGAAUUAUAUCUUGGGGUUCUUUUCCAGCUGUUCUGAUCGUAUGCCAAUAAUCCCAGUUUUCCAGUAAUGCAAGGCAUUUAUUUUAAAGAACAAACAUGAUCACAAUAAUAUGAUUAUCAAACCUAAUUCAGUUCUAUUUUUUUUUUAGAUUUAUGGCAUUAAUUGAUGCAAAAAGUUUGCACAAUAGUUAAUUUGACCUCUUGUUUUGUAAAUAUUGUGAUUUGAUUUUGUAAAUAAAUAUGCUAAAUAAAUGUAGCGUUUUCAAAGUAUUGCAACAAACGUGGGUCCAGAUUUAUUAACACAGUUACGAUUUUUGAAGAAGAAGAAGAAGAAGGAGAAUCGUUAGGAAAUAAACUUGAAGGUACCCUGACGACACAGAAAUGUUGUUGUUGUUGUUGAUGAGGUUUAUGACCACAAGAUGUCGUCAAGGAGUCAGGAAUAGCAGUGUAACUGCUGCCGCUGCGUAAUGAGGUCUAGCUAUCCACAGCUGACUCUAUUUUCCUCAGCAACGAGAACCGCUGGAUCCGCUGCAUUAUUUUAGAGAGCUCUCUUGCUUUGCCUGUCUCAACUAAGUCAGGAUAUUCGUAUAAGAUUAGACUUCAGUGGAGUGUGAUGGAUGAAAAGCGCAGAGCAUCCUGUCAGUAUGGAUCCCUGGAAUGCACGAAAUUGAAAACAGAUGUGGACCAAACAGAGGCAGAUGUGGUCUCAAUGGCAGACUCUACUAUCACAGUGGGAGACAUAGAGGGGGAACUCUAUAAGAUUGAACGGAUCAGAGACAUUUUGAUCAGGAGGGAAUCUGAGCUGAGAUACAUGAUGGAUGAUAUCCAGUUAUGUAAAGAAAUUACAAGACUGAAGAAAGAGCUUCAAAAGCUUUUAUCUAUCCCAGAUAAUGACAAGUCUAACGAAGACAAACAGAAGGAGGAAGAGCUUCUGAAACAGAUUCAUAAAUUAGUGGAGGCCAGAGACUUUUUAGUAGAUGACGUGGAGUUUGAGCGUCUCAGGGAACGGGAGGAGGACAAAGAAAUGGCUGAAUAUCUUAAGUCCAAACUACCAAAAAGCUCUCAAACCAAGAGUGUUGCUCGCAGUGGGAGAAGGCCGCCCAGAGCCCAGCAGACUACUCCCUUUGUAACCAAGACAGGCCUCACUUUGCUGAAAGAGUGCUGUGGAUUCACCUGCUCUAUAAUGUAGAAGACACACUUUCGGCAGUGACAGCAGGAACACAAUGCAAUUCUGGAGCCUUGGAUGAGGAUGACCUUUUAAUGACACUUUCAAUGAAAGGUUUCUGAAAGACAAAGAUAUGAAGUUGUCUGUUAAGGAAUAGCAGUUUAAGAACACUCUUAUAUUGUUUCACAUUCUUUCAUAUUUUUCCACACCCAUUUGCUCCCUUUUUACCUAACUCUCAUUUUUCUUUGAAAAAUGCUGUUUCAGCUCAGCUGGCUUGCUUUCAUUCCCUACCCUUAUCUUUUCCCUCAUGAGACAUUGCUACAGCACUGCAGUACCUGUGACUUCAUCAUCUAUAAAUGCUCAAGUUUCAGUAGUGGUUCAAUUUAGACUGCUGCUUCUUAGCCAAGCUAGGCUCAUUGGAAAUAUGUGCCUGUGGCAACAUUUAUGCGAAAUAACAUUAUGUUGCUUCAUGCAUUUUUUCACAACACAUUGAAAGUCAAAUGUUCCAGUGAGUUGUGCUAACUGGACAUUCAGUUUUAUCUGAAACAGAUGAACAUGAAUCUGGCGCAGUUUUAUUAUGUUGGUUUUUAUACAUAUGGUGGCAGUUUGGAAAUUAAAUGUCAGUGAGUUGCAUUAAAAUGUUCUAUCAUAUGUGCAAAUAACGUACCACUUCCCUAAAUUUAACUGAUAGUGUUAACAAAAAGUAAAUAUGAGAUAAAAAAAAAAAACACUCACUGAAGGAACAAUGCCAUUUAAUCUUGCUUCUAUAAGUCCUUGAGCUCAUUUAUUGUGAUUGUGUUUCCACAUUGUAAAUACAAUGCUGUACCAGGUGAGCUAGUGAGCAAGUUUACUAUGCCAGAAAAUCUAUAUAUGGAGCUGAUUAUAUGAUGCAAACAUCAAAAAGUAUUAGUUUACACAGUAUUUUUCAAGGAACCCUGCACAAGACUUUAUUAAUCAAUAAUCUGCCCCCUUAAUCAUUAUUUGGGUGAAAAUGAAUAAAAGUUAUCUGUGUUUUACUGCUUUAUAUUUAUGCUGGAAACUGCAGUGAAUUUUUCAAUGAUCCUGGGUUGUGCUUAAUCCAUGUACAGUGGCUAAUGAGACGUUUGCACCACUGGUUGAACAAUUAAGCUAAUUUAGCUCUUUUAUUAUGUUACAACAAUUUCCAUAAUUGACAAUAUAACCGUUUUCUCAGCAGAUAUAUUCACAUGAGCGCAGGCGCUUGCACAAAAUGAAUUAAAUGAAGAACAUUUCAUUCAGGUGAACAUCAUCUAAUAGAACCACACACCAGGAGCCUGUCCUUUCCACAGCUUGAAGUCCAGCAUGUCUCACAGUGCCAAAGCACGUUGUUUAUGUUCUCUGGUGAAGUGCUUUCAACAAUGUCAAGGGCUCUUCUCUGUGGAGACAAGGCUCCAUAGCAACCAGCGCAUAGAACAAUUCAUCUUUAGUGGCUUUUUAGAAGAUAAAAAUCUCAUUAAUCAGGAGUCAAUUCACACAUUUAUAGAGCAUAUCUGUAGAUGGUAAUGGAAAAGAUCAACAUGCCAUUACGGCCAGGUGAACCUAAAGAUAAAACUAAACACUUUGGAUUUUGUUUGCACAAGUGCAGGACUCCACUAAAACGUAUCAAUAAUUCAACUAAUCAGCUUUGACCUUGAAUGUAAUUACAGUAUGCAUAUCAGUUUAUUAAUUUUAUGUUGCGGGAUUAAUUACGGUAUUAAGCAUUAUGUAGGCGUUGUGUUAAGGAGCCUUUUAAUUAGUAUGUUAGACUGCUGUGGCUCACAGCUCUCAGCAGUGAGCAUUGUGAGUAGAAACCCCUGUUGACUCUAGUCUUAGUGAGUAUUUAUCGCUAGUUAAAGGUCGUUCCUGCCACUCAUACGUUAAUCACCUGACUGCAAAUCUGUCUCUUCAGAGUGGACUGCUCACAUCUGCUCAUUAAUCUGAAGGGUAUAUUUCUCAAACAUGAAAUGAGCUGAUUUUGUUUGCUGAACUUGAAAAUUUCCAUUUGCUUGUAUCUUGUACUUUAUGGUUUACAUAUGAAAAUGAUACAGUGUGCCAUUGGUUUAUUAUUAUACACUGAAUUGUGAGAUCUAUUCAUGUUUUCCCUUGAUAUAAAUUGCACCCGAAAUCAACCCGAUCUCAUGGGGAAUUUGUGUGAAUUCGAUUUUUACAUAAACGUGAUUUUAGAGGGGGGAAAGUAGGCUUAGCAUGAAGGUAUACCCCAUAACCUUUAAAGGGGUAAUAUGAUGUUGCUAAAAAGAACAUUAUUUUGUGUAUUUGGUGUAAUGAAAUGUUUAUGCAGUUGUAAGUUUCAAAAAACAUUAUUUUCCACAUACUGUAAAUUAU